This is a messenger RNA of Trichoderma citrinoviride, 1950 nucleotides long. Its product is annotated as TPT-domain-containing protein. Gene Ontology annotation, molecular function: antiporter activity. The transcript has 4 exons. The record is from RefSeq and is a predicted model, not a curated record. Gene Ontology annotation, biological process: UDP-glucose transmembrane transport. Bases 1 to 1950 code for a protein of 649 amino acids. Lineage: Eukaryota; Fungi; Ascomycota; Sordariomycetes; Hypocreales; Hypocreaceae. Gene Ontology annotation, cellular component: Golgi apparatus; endoplasmic reticulum-Golgi intermediate compartment; cis-Golgi network.
AUGGCCAACCCCCGGUCGAGCCAAAAGAAGCAGGACGGCAGCCAACCAGAUCCCGGACAUGGGCGUCUGACAAGGGCACGGCACGAGCACGAGCCCAUAGCAGACACGCCUCCCAAUCCGCGCCCCCGACGCCGCUCCUCCUCCAUCGCCUCCGACACCGCCCUGACCGAGCCCUUCCCCGACUUCUCUCCGUCCAUCGUCACCUCAGCCGAGUUCGGCCAAGAAGGCGCCUCCACGCGCGCAUCCAUACAGCCCUCGGCAUAUGCCCUUGCGGAAAUCACGUCCUCACCGGUGGCUUCCUCGCGCAUCGGCGGACGGCCGGGCCAGAGCGCGGACAUUGAGAUGGAGCCCAUUGUAGGACACAGGAGGCGCAAGAGCAGCGCUCUCAACACGCCCACAGCCGCCCCGGCAAGGCCAAUGGCCGCCGGUGUUGGAGGGAGGAAGCAUCUUUCCGCCGGCCUCUCCGACCGCUCAGACUUGCUAGAGGAAAAUGGCGGGAGCAGCAGCACAUCGGCCGGCUCUGGACACGACGAAGAUGCGAGAGGGAGGUCCAGCUUCAGCGACGACGACCUCCACGACGACGAAGAAACGGGAUUGAGCAACAAGGAACGCGCCCGGAGGCAGAAGAAGCGCCGGAAGGUCACCCAGCUGGGCCAGCGCAUUGCGCGCGACAAGAGCUUGUCAGCAGAAGAGCGCCAUGAGGCAGACAAGGACGUUGUCAAGAAGCUGAUUAUCAACGUCGUCCUGAUCCUGCUAUGGUACUUUUUCUCUCUUUCAAUUUCACUGUAUAACAAGUGGAUGUUUGAUAGAGAUCGCCUCAACUUUGCGUUCCCCCUCUUUACAACCUCCAUGCACAUGCUGGUGCAGUUCAUCCUCUCAGCCCUCGUCCUCUUCUUCAUUCCCUCCUUGCGACCACAGCGAUCCCACACUUCCGACAUGGGCAGAUCUCGGCACGAGAACGAAGCCAGCUCGACCAUGUCCAAAUUCUUCUACCUCACAAGGGUUGGGCCUUGCGGCGCUGCGACCGGUCUGGACAUUGGGCUCGGAAACACAUCGCUCAAGUUCAUUAGCCUGACGUUUUAUACCAUGUGCAAGUCCUCCUCUCUCGCAUUCGUUCUCCUUUUCGCAUUCGCUUUCGGUCUCGAGAAGCCCACCUGGCGCCUCGUUGCCAUCAUUGCAACUAUGACAAUGGGCGUCAUUCUCAUGGUGUUUGGCGAAGUCGAGUUCAAGCUCGGCGGCUUCCUCCUCGUCAUUUCAGCAGCUUUCUUCUCCGGCUUUCGCUGGGGUCUUACCCAGAUUCUGCUUCUCCGCAACCCCGCGACGUCGAACCCCUUCUCCAGCAUCUUCUUCCUUACGCCCGUCAUGUUCCUGACAUUGAUCUGCAUUGCCAUCCCGGUGGAAGGCUUUGGACCGCUUUGGGAAGGGCUCAAGACCAUCGCCGCCGAAUGGGGCACCUUUAUGACGCCCCUGUUUCUCCUGUUCCCCGGAUGCAUCGCCUUUUUGAUGACGGCAUCCGAGUUCGCCCUGCUGCAGCGUACCUCCGUUGUCACCCUCUCCAUUGCCGGCAUCUUCAAGGAGGUCGUCACCAUCUCGGCCGCCUCCGUCGUCUUCAAGGACAAGCUCACCCUCGUCAACUUCAUCGGCCUCGUCACCACUAUGCUGGCCAUCAUCGCCUACAAUUACGUCAAAAUCAGCAAGAUGCGCGAGGAGGCCCAGGUGCAGGUCCACGUCCGCGUCACCGACGUCGACGCCGGCAUGAGCACCAGCGCCAGCGACUUUGAGAACGACGACAGCGCCGAGGAGACUGCCGGCCUGCUCCAGCAGGACAUGGAAAGGGGCGACGCGCUGGUCACGUCCGACGGCGAUAUCCAGCCCAACGGCCUGCGGUCGUCGACCUCUCAUCACAAGAGAGAUGCGUCGAGGGACCGUCUGCUAAGAAGGGACAGCUGA